Fusarium falciforme is the source of this 1116-nucleotide messenger RNA. RefSeq names its product Chromatin modification-related protein EAF3. Bases 151 to 1116 code for a protein of 321 amino acids. Gene Ontology annotation, cellular component: Rpd3S complex; nucleus; NuA4 histone acetyltransferase complex. Gene Ontology annotation, biological process: chromatin organization; regulation of DNA-templated transcription. NCBI's taxonomy places the organism in Eukaryota, Fungi, Ascomycota, Sordariomycetes, Hypocreales, Nectriaceae. The transcript is spliced from 4 exons. The record is from RefSeq and is a predicted model, not a curated record.
UUUGGACCUUGGAACUAUCAACGCCUGCAACCAGAUCGCCAGGCUUUAUCAUACGCAACAUUCCAACUGGCCUAUAUACCCCUGAACCAUUCUUUUCUCUCUUCUGCGCAUCCACAGCAUCAGUUCUGGGCUCCUUUGCCAGCCAGAAUCAUGGCCCCUGCUAGACAACAGCCGGCGCCGCCCCCCUUCAGCAAGGACGAAAAAGUCCUCUGCUUUCACAUGGACAUGCUUUACGAGGCCAAGAUCAUGGACGUGCAGGCUGGUGAGAAGCCCGGUGACGGGUACAAGUACAAGGUGCACUACAAAGGGUGGAAGAACACCUGGGACGACUGGGUCCUGGUUGACCGUAUCCGACCCUUCGACGACGAGCACAAAGAGCUCGCCGCCCAGCUUCACGCUCAGCUGAAGCACAACCUGCAGAGAAGUGCCAAGCAGCCCAAGAAGGGCCUACGGAGCGGUGCGGAAUCCGCCAGGGUCAGUGAAGAGCGAUCCGGGUCCGCCACUAUCCAAGGAAGCCGAGGAGGCAGACGCGGAAAGGACUGGGAACUUGAGCAGGAGGACUCCUUUCACAACAAGCCUAUGAUCAAUAUCCCGAUACCCGACCACAUUCAGGCUAUGCUGGUAGACGACUGGGAGAAUAUCACCAAGAACAACCAACUCGUCCCCCUUCCUCACUCUAAGCCAGUGAGCAAGAUUCUGGACGACUAUCUGGCCCAUGAGCGACCCCACCGAGAAGAAGGAUCCUCCAGCAUGGAUAUCCUCGAAGAAGUCGUUGCCGGAUUCCGUGAGUACUUUGAGAAGGCCCUUAGCAGGAUUCUCCUGUACCGAUUCGAGCGUCACCAGUUCAUGGACCUCCGCAAAAUGUGGGAGAAUGCAGAGUCCGACUCUGCGACGAAGACGGUCUGUGAUGUCUACGGCGCCGAGCAUCUCGCUCGUUUGAUUGUGUCCCUCCCUGAGCUCUUGGCGCAAACCAACAUGGAUCAACAGUCCGUUUCGCGACUCCGGGAGGAGAUUGGCAAGUUCAACGUUUGGCUUGGACGCAACUGCGAGAACUACUUUGUCAGCGAGUACGAGACCCCUUCUCAGGACUACAUCGACAAGGCUCGCAGCUCCUAA